Molecule: messenger RNA, 1672 nt
Organism: Owenia fusiformis
Lineage: Eukaryota; Metazoa; Annelida; Polychaeta; Sabellida; Oweniidae
Source: the annotation of a GenBank genome assembly
GCUUUUCUUUCUCAAGACAGAUGUCAUAAAAGCUAGAGAAGUGAAACGAUCCAGCAUACAUUUUAGUUGCACAAAGCAAGCAUAUGUAAAACUGCUUAUCAUGUACACAUGAGGAUGGUGUUUCUCUGAAAAUAACAACAAGUUACUUACUAAUGGGCCUAGCUAUAGCUCAAGAAAACAACAUGGGUUUAAUGAGGAGAAAUUGUUCCAUGAAGCGGGUAUUCUUGAUCUUGGCAGGAUUGUUAGCGAUACACAUAGUUGUGAUGACACUGUUCGAUAUAUACCGACCACCCCUAACUGAUUUCCCAGAUAAUGAACCUGGUUAUGGAGACUGUCCUGCGUGUAUAACUAGGCACCCUAGAAAGAGCAAUUGCAAAGGAUGUUUCCCUAUCGCAUACCCAAACAUACUUAACAAUGGGAAGAUGUGCGAGACUGGGAAAUCACUAGACUUUAUGAUUCUGAUAGCAUCUGAACCAGAACAUGUUAAACAUAGAGAGGCUAUCAGAGACAGUUGGGUAUCUAAGAAUGCAAAAUAUGAAAAUGUUACUUUCAAAUAUGCUUUCAUCAUGGGGUUGGAUCAUUCCAAUAAUACUGCAAAUGCAAAUGUAUUAACAGAAGCAGACACCUCAAAUGAUAUCAUACAGUAUAAUUUUGUGGAACAUUUUCGCAAUGAUACAAUAAAGGGAGUUCUAGCUCUAAAUUGGGCUGUGCAGUUUUGUCAAAAUGCCAAUAUUUUGAUCAAAGUUGAUGAUGAUGUAUUUCUUAACAUUCCUAACCUAAAGGACACAUUAGACAAGACACCAUUGGAUAAAACUGUUGCAGGACAUUGGCUAGCCUCCAGGGGCCCAGUGAGGACUGAAAAAUCAAAGGCGUAUGUCCCAUAUUCAUACUUUCCUGAAAGUAGCUUACCUGAAUACAUCUCCAGUUCUAUGUAUUUGAUGACAUAUGAAACAGCCGUGGAGGUUGUGAAAACUGUGCCUGACACCCCAUUUUUCCAUCUUGAGGGGGUAUAUAUAUCUUUCGUCAUACAUAAAAUUGGUUAUGGGGUGAAACAACUUGAUGGUUUUAACAAUUUCCAAGUACACCCCAAUCCCCAAUACUACUGCUCAUGUCUCACUACCAGUCAGGAACUCGAGCCUGAAGACGUGACUAUGAUCUGGGAUGGAAUGCGGUUAGCAGGCUGUACUGAACAAAGGGUCAGAUGUAAGACGUCUUAUACUCCCUACAUCGACGUCACCUGGUGCCGCUACUGGUGGUGGAGGCAUACUAUCUGGCUCAUAGCCAAAUGGACGUUCAUCAUUACAAUGUGUAUUAAUAUACCUCUGGGUGGUCUAUUAAACUACCUCGGCAGUAGAGGUGUGUAUUUGAACGCCCUGCAUAAGGCUCUCUACUUGGGUGACACUGACGGACUAGUGGAGCAUGCCAAAGAUGGGAGAUCGUUGAGAGAUAUCGUAAGCUCAAACCCACCCACACUCAUUAAAAAUGUCUAAUGAUCAGAAUAUGAAUGUUUGCUUUUACAUGUAGAAUUUUGGAAUAGAGUGGGGUAGAUGUUACCAUUAAAAUGACAAUCACGUCAUUGAUUGGGCCUGGGGACAAGGCACCAAGCCCAGGGCGAUCACAAACCAGACAGUGGUCUUGAUUCAAGCCCCAGCCAUGUGAUUCCACAACACUU